Messenger RNA from Pollicipes pollicipes, 2148 nucleotides. RefSeq lists its product as uncharacterized. Gene Ontology annotation, molecular function: zinc ion binding. The transcript has a single exon. The coding region runs from base 397 to 2019 and encodes 540 amino acids. Lineage: Eukaryota; Metazoa; Arthropoda; Thecostraca; Pollicipedomorpha; Pollicipedidae. The record is from RefSeq and is a predicted model, not a curated record.
ACACAGCCAUCAGACGUCGAGAGCGGGCUGCCUAAUGCAACCGGAGAAACGGCAGCUGGAUCCGGACGACAAGCAAAGGGUCAAUGAGCACGUGGCUGUGGGUACAGAUCCCAAGUUCGUGAGGGCUGUGAUGGAAGAUUCGACAGGAAAAUUCAUCACACGCCAUGAUCUGUUCAACAUGACGAGAAAGCCCAAAAGUCAUAGCUUUGACAUUCGAGCCGCCAUAGAGAUUUUAACCAGUCAGGGGUUUUCAACGACUGUUGUUGAUGACAACGGUGAAGUCUGCGGUAUCUUUUUCAAGAUCAGUACACGGCCGACAAGUUCAAGAAGUUUCCCGAGAUUUGCCUCAUUGACUCCACAUACAAACUCGUGGACACUCGGUUCCCUCUCUUCGUUAUGAUGUGUGUGGAUGGGAUGGGUCACAGCGAGUUGGUUGGCAUGUUCCUGAUCACAUCAGAGACCCAGGUCAUGAUCCAGGUGAUGCUGGAGAUUUUCAGGGCUGGCAACGAGGAGGCUAGUGCUGCUGUCAAGGUCUUUAUCACCGACAGAGGCAGUGUCCUGAGAGGUGCCAUCCGUUCCGUGUUUGCAGAUAGUUACCGGCAGCUGUGCAAGUUUCAUAUUCUUCGCAGUUUCCGCAGGGGGAUCACCGUUGGUCAGAACUUGACCGAGGACCAGAAGGAGCGUGCACUGCAUGUGCUACAGUCACUUGUAAAUGCUCCCGAUGAGGUGUCAUAUGCCAGGCUGCGGAAAAGCCCGUCGCCUCAGUGCGUCCGAGAGUACUUUGACACUAACUGGCACCCCGUCCGCCAUGAGUGGGUCAGGGGGCUGACGGAUGGUGGCCUGUAUGGGACGUUCACCAUCGACCAACUGGAGAACUUCAAUGGCAAGUUGAAAGAUGUGUGCCGUGUGCAUUCCUCUUUUCCAGACUUUGCCAGGGUAGUGACCGUGCUGCUGUUCUCACAAAGGCGCGACCAUCAGUUUCAGACCCACAAUAUGUGGCACAAAAGGCUUGUCUGUGUCCACACAGGUGACAUGGGUGUGUAUCAGGCGCACCUGACGUCAUUUGCUUUCCAGGCUGUCAAAGCGCAGGCAAAGCUGAUGGAGAACGUAGAGCUGGAUCGGGUCGGUGAUGAGUUUAGGUGCACCACUACCUCAGGCUGUCCGAUCACCCCAUGCAGCACUCACUGUCAGUGCUCAUUUCGUAGAAGAUACCAGCUCCCAUGCAGGCACAUGCUGAGGGUGCGCCAGGUUCUGGGGUUGGGUCUGUUUGAGAACACUCUCUUCAGUUCCAGAUGGCAUAUGGGUAGCCAGCAUGUUCCAGUGACCCGACGUGACCCAACUCUGACCCUUCAGAGUGCGCCCAGGGAGACACGAGCCCUGACACAGCACGAGCGCUACAGAAGAGCUCUGGCUAUCGCUAACCAGAUAGCAUCAGUAGGUUCUGAACUUACAGGCAAUGGGUUCGAUGCUUUCACCCAGGCUUUGAAAGACACCCUGGCCAUCCUCAAGCAGGGUCGGUGUAUGCACCUGUCAUCCUGCACAAUGCAGGCAGUGGCGAUGCCCAUUUCUGCACGAAUGACAUCGAUGCAGGUGUUGAUGCUGAAUUGGAGUCACAGCCUUCAGAUUCUGUUCCAGAUCAAGGCGUGGCUGGAGAUGUCUUCUCCUCAGGACAUUCUAGCCAGAGCGCAGCUGGAGAUACCGGCCCCGUUUCCUCCGCAGGCAUUUCCAGGCAGGGUGUGGCUACAGAAGCGCGCCCCGUCCCCUCAGGACCUUCUAGCCAGAGCGCAGCUGGAGAUACCCGCCCCGUCUCCUCCGCAGGCAGCUCCAGGCAGAGUGUGGCUACAGAGGUGCGCUCCGUUUUCUCCUCAGGAAUUUCUAGCCAGGGUGAGGCCGAGGAGGGCCGCCAGGUCGCUUUCGCUGGCAGUUCCGAACAGGUCUCUUUUGGUGCCGGUUCUGUUUAUGUCACAGAUCGAGACAUGCGGAGGCGACUGGGGCAUAUCGCCGAACAGGAACAUCUGAAGGAACCUGCCAAGAUCACCAAGAACAAGGAUCAGCCGCGCGGAAGUACGGCAACCAACGUCAUCGGAUUGCCAAAACUGAAACGGAGCACUCUGAAGACCUUCCCAGAUCUGCUUUUCCACGAGAAGC